GUAACACGUAAAAAAAAGCACAACAAAGGGAACGCUAUACCCUUACUAUUUAAUAUUUCUAAAAAUAUAAUAUUUGUACCCAUAACAGAAAUUAAAACUAAUAAUCAUGGGCGAACAUACGAUAGAAAACUUACAGGAAGUGCUAAGUGGGUACAUUAAAAAGAGUCAAAGAAUUUCGGACAAGAAGAUUACGAACCUGACUGCUCCCGGAGAAAACUACGGUAGUAUAAUGUUAAAGUUGGACGUAACACUGAAAGACGAAAAUGAUGGUACGGAAGAGGAACUACAUGCUGUAGCCAAAAUGAUCCCUGAACAAGAAUUUGUAAGAAAGAUAUUCAAUACUCAAGUAACUUUCAAGAACGAAGUGGCAAUGUAUAAUGUCAUAGCACCCACACUUCGAGAUUUCCAACGGGAGAACGGUGUUAACGAAGUAAUUGACUGUUUCCCAGACUUUUACGGUGCUAGGAUAAAUCUGGGAGAACAUGGUACUGUGGAUGAGAAUGCGGUGCUGAUAUUAGAAAAUUUGGACUUUAAAGGAUAUCGAUGCGUAGAUCGCUACGUAGGCUUCGACCUAGACACGACCCAGUUAAUACUCAAAGACUUGGCAGCUUUCCAUGCCAUACCGCUGGCUCUGAAACUGAGGAAACCAGAAGUAUUCGAUAAAAAUAUCAGACCGCACUUGGCUCCAUUCCGCCCUUACCAUAUGCCAUUCGAAAAUGGAAUCAACUCAGUGUACACGGGAAUUCUUCAAGAGUCAGUCAAAUGUAUACCUUGGAUACCAAAAGUCAGAAACAUUUUGGAGAAUGCAAGAGCAGCACGAGAUGCACCGCCAAAGGAACCAUUCGCUACGCUAACACACGGGGAUAUAUGGUUAAAUAAUACUAUGAUAAAAUUUCAGAACAAGGUACCUGUUAGCAACAAGAUGGUUGACUUUCAAAUCUGCGGCUAUAGAUCACCAGCCACAGAUCUGUUCUUCUUUCUCUUUAUAAAUGUUCAGGAGUCUGUACUACAGGACGAUUUCGACGGUUUGAUUGAAUUUUAUCACAAACACUUCAUUUCCCAUUUGGAGAAGUUGAAAUGCGACACUGCUCCUUUUAGUUUAUCAAAGUUUUUAGAAGAAAUGAAAGCUGCGACGUCAAUUGAAGUCGAGCAUUGUUUUAAAUUUAUAUUUAUGCUUUUUGGGGAAAAGCACUCCGCAGCAAUCGAUCUCUCAGCAUCAUUUGAUGAGGGAAAAAUAAAAGCAUGGAUAAACCUGGCUAUGAAAGAGAAAUUCUGGAAUCUAAUCCAUACAAGUGGCAUGAGAGGAUGGCUUUAAUUAAAUGUUAUCUAUUUAAAAUUUAUGUACAUAUACGAUAUUAUCUUAAGGUUUAUUCUAUUUCCCGAAAAAAAAAACACCAAAGUCUCUUUCCUUCGUCCAUGUAUUUUUCUCGCAACUUUUCUUUCAAAAGCUUCUAGCAGGUGUUUUUCUUUUAUUCAUGCUCCGUGUUUCACUUAUUAUUGUCUAUCUCUUUCUAUCAUGUUCUUGAAUAUUUUCUCUUAACAAGUAUUGCAGUCCAUCCACAUUUUACUUCUUUUUGAUUAAUGAAGGGUUUUGGUAGUGAUAGAUUCAUUAAGACCUCCAAAACUGAACCUGCCUUUAUCUUUUGCCAGACCUCUGGUAUAUACAUCUUCAAGCAAUGCUAACUUUAAAGAUUCCAUUUAAAUACGGCACUAAAUCCUCACUUGUAGUUGGAUGGGUCUCCUGUAUCAUCGGCUCUAAUCAGAAAUAUGUACUCUCCUAUCCUUUGGAUGUCAUUUUCUCUUUGUUUUGUUUCUUCGAUACCCAUUAAAUAGUGAAACUAAUAAUUAAAGCUUUUUCUUCAUAAGUACUCUAAACAUUCUAGACAGCACUAUAACAUAAAUUGUUAUAUAGUGCAUAUAUCCUUGUCCUUUAUUUUUACUAAGUUCUUACCGUCAACAAAAAGUGUCGACCCAUAGUUUUUUUAUCAGAAUUUAUUAUUUCAAUUAUUUCAUUCGCGUUGUUACAUUUCGACCCAAUUCUUUUUGUAUUUUAACUUUAACCCAUUUCAUAUAUUUGGUUUCCCAUUCCUUUUUUCCUAUUUUUCCUUUUCUUUUUUGAUGUUGUCUUUAUUCCUGCUCCUAUGGUUAACAACGGUGCCAGGAGACGAGCAACCGCUAACCUGGAAAACUCUGUUCUUGCUAAAUAAAUAAAUUAAAUAAACAAAAAAAUAUUCAGUAAGUUGUUUUUUUGAAACGUUUAAACGUGAGAAACUGAUUGAAUAAAUGAAGAUGAAUUAGACGAGAAAGGCCCAUAAUCUGUCCGCCUCGUUCACCUAAAUUUAACCUUUAAGAUUAUUACUUAUGAAGAUGUUUAAAUACGUAGUAUUGUCUAUAACACCUAGAGAGAUACUCUGGAAUAAUUGUUAAAAUAAAUAUGGCCGCCAGUAAACAAAAUGAACGAAUUUGAAAAG
Messenger RNA from Anoplophora glabripennis (Asian longhorned beetle), 2471 nucleotides. RefSeq lists its product as uncharacterized. The transcript is spliced from 2 exons. Bases 107 to 1315 code for a protein of 402 amino acids. The record is from RefSeq and is a predicted model, not a curated record. Lineage: Eukaryota; Metazoa; Arthropoda; Insecta; Coleoptera; Cerambycidae.